This is a messenger RNA of Caenorhabditis briggsae, 267 nucleotides long. Lineage: Eukaryota; Metazoa; Nematoda; Chromadorea; Rhabditida; Rhabditidae. The record is from RefSeq and is a predicted model, not a curated record. The transcript is spliced from 2 exons. Bases 1 to 267 code for a protein of 88 amino acids.
AUGAGUGGUGACUAUCCAAUAACUUCCCAACCUGGCUCCCCAGAUCUGCUAUUGGACAUCCGUGAGACUAAGAUUGACAUUUAUCCGGCUCCAAGCAUUGUUGAGGUCGAGCAGACCAGCUUCUACAGCCGCGUUAAGAAGUUCGUCGCCAACACUAUGGCCAGCAUGAUCUGCGCCAUUGCUGACCGCCCAUAUUUAAACUUCACCGGCCGUCCACUCAACGUCCAGACCGUCUACAUCACCAACGACGAUCUCCCACCAGUUUGA